Corythoichthys intestinalis (scribbled pipefish) is the source of this 4098-nucleotide messenger RNA. Its product is annotated as protein HID1-like. Gene Ontology annotation, cellular component: Golgi trans cisterna; membrane; Golgi medial cisterna. The transcript has 18 exons. Lineage: Eukaryota; Metazoa; Chordata; Actinopteri; Syngnathiformes; Syngnathidae. The coding region runs from base 1706 to 4018 and encodes 770 amino acids. The record is from RefSeq and is a predicted model, not a curated record.
UUCAAAGAUGGCUGCCUGAAGAAAACAUCAAACUUCCCUCAGUACUUGAUGAUAUGGGGCUGCCUGUCAGGAAAAAGCACUGGGAAGAUGGCCGUGGUUAAAUCUUCAAUAGAUGCACAAGUUUACAUAGAAAUUUUAGACAGCUUUAUCCCUUCAAUUGAAAAUAUGUUUGUCAUUUUCCAAGAGGACAAUGCAUCAUGCCACAGAGAUAAAACUGUUAAAGCAUUCCUUGGAGAAAGACUCAUCCAGUCGAUGCCAUGGCCUGCAAAUAGCCCAGAUCUCAACCCUAUUGAUAACCUGUGGUGGAAAUAGAAAAAAAUGGUCCACAGCAAGGCUCCGACAUGCAAGGCUGAUCUGGCAACUGCAAUCAAAGAGAGUUGGCACCAAAUUGAUGAAGAAUACUCAUCAAGUCCAUGCCUCAGCGACUGCAAAUUGUCAUAAAAGCCGGAGGUGGUGCUACAAAAUACAAGAGGUGUGUUUUGACUGUUAUUUCUUUGUUUGUCUCUAAUAAUUCCAUUUUUUUUUCUCCUCAGAAUGGAUUGAUUCCAUAUAAUUUUACCUGUACUUGCGCUAUAAAAUUAACAUUUACUGACCACCACAAUGUUUUUUUUAAUCAUUUCUUUUAGCGUUUCUGAAUGCUAAAGAGUUGCACUUUUGAACUUCUGGUAAUUCAUUAUUUUUUCAAGCUUUUCAUCCGAGUUUGUUCUACAUUAUAAAAUGUCUGAAUGAGUGCUUCUUUUAAAACAUUGACACCUUUUUAAAACGAUAUCUCGAUUCUUGGCAGGAGCAUAUCGAUAACCUUUUGGGAUACAUAUCAUCACGAUAUAUCACCAUUUCGAUAUUUUGUCACACUCCUACUAUCCAUAAUCUUUUGAGAUUUUCAAAGCAGAGAUUUUGUUUGCUACCAGGUGGCAGAAUUUCCACCCAAAAAAAUAUGGCUGCUUUGUGCUUGUACUACCACCAUGGGCAACAAAUAAAUCAUUAUCGAUUUCAAUAUUUAGAUGGGACUUUUAUAUUUUAUAUCAAUAUCAAUUUCUGACAUUACGCUCAUUACCAUUUCAAAACCCGACAUGCAAUUGACACAGGUUAAAUAUACAACCACGUGCACAAAUUCACUUUUGCACACAUGCACUUACACGUAAAGUGUCUAAAGACGCACGCACGCUCCUAAACGCACUCUUUAACACAUACAUAUGCAAACACAAAGUACACACAAGCACUCACGUUGAUUAUUUUUGCGAACAUGCAUUCAGGUGUCAAUCGUGACCUCAACUAAUAAAAAAAAUGCCAUACCUCCGAUCACGUGACGUAAUCAUGGCCAGCAGCAGCAGGACCUCCGCUUGAUAGUCGAUGAGUGACGUCACCGAGAAGCGGUUGAAAGUCAAAUAGGAAACUUUUCCCAUCCCGGAAAUCUUCCAGCUGCGAGUUCCUGCUAGGUGCUGCGUUCGGAGACGCUCGGAAGUGAGAAACUUUCAAGAUAACGUCAUGUUAACUGCAGCCAAAUAAGAUCUCUUCGAAGACAUAUUAACAGCAUGUUGGUUGCUGCACUAAAAAAAAAAUUCACAUGGUGAACGAUCAUCUUCCCGAAUGAGUACAGUGACGGGUUCACUAACAUUUUGGAGGGGCCGUGAACGUCUCACCCUCAUCAGAGGACCUGCUGUCAGUCGAACCGGCGGCAGAAAGAAAAAGACAACGGGACCAAUGAAUGAUGGGAAGCGGCGACAGCAAGCUUCACUUCAGGAAGGCUGUCAUCCAGCUUACCAGCACUACUCAGCCCGUGGAAGCGUCGGACGACGCCUUCUGGGAGCAGUUCUGGGCCCACCCGUCCACCUCCAUCCAGGACAUCUUCGCCUUGGUUCCGGCGGCCGAGAUCCGAGCGCUGAGGGAGGAGUCUCCGUCUAACCUGGCGACCUUAUGCUGCAAGGCCGUGGAAAGGUUGUCCCACGCGGCAGUCCGCGGUUGCCCAUCAGAGCGGGAGCGUGCCGCCGCCCUGAACUGCACCCGUCUGCUGACCCGCGUCCUGCCGUUCAUCUACGAGGACGCCGACUGGCGUGGAUUCUUCUGGGCCGGCCUCCCCGGCGCCCUCAACCAGCGUCACCCUGACGACGGAGGCGACGACUCCGACUCGGACGGGGGUCGCCCCCUGGCCGAGACGCUCCUUCUCGCCAUUGCCGACCUCCUCUUCUGUCCGGACGUGACCGUCCAUAGCAGUGGAGACGGCGGACAGGCAAUUGGCGCAGAUGCCAUCGACAGUUGCGAGUUGAUCUGGGAGGCCGGCGUGGGUUUCGCCCAAUCGCCUGCGCUCAAUUCGACCCACGACAGCAACAGGAUGGAGCUUCUUAAACUGCUGCUGACGUGCUUCUCUGAGGUUCUUUACCUCUCCCCCGCCGAAAGCCAACACAACCCCUGGGUACUCUUCUUCUGCUCCGCCGCCAACAGACAUGCCCUCCCUUUGUUCACAUCUCUGCUUAACGUGGUUUGUGCCUACAAUCCCUCGGGGCGGGGCAUCCCGUAUGACCACCUGCUGUUCUCGGACCGGCGCCGGGUCCUGGUGGAACAAGCGCUUCAGGUGCUUGUCGUGGCCCUGGAGCAGCGACGGCCUCCAGAGACCGAGUUGGCGUCCAACCAAGACACAGACUCUGGUGAACCCGAGAACCAGUUUGUGAAUUUCCUGUCCAGAAUCCACCGAGAAGAGGAUUUGAGCUUCAUCCUGAAAGGAAUGAGUCGUCUCCUCAACAACCCUCUGGUGCAGACAUACCUGCCAAACUCCAGCCAGAAGAUCGGCUUCCACCAGGAGCUCCUGGUCCUUUUCUGGAAGAUCUGCCAUUUCAAUAAGAAGUUCCUCUUCCUGGUGCUGAAGAGUAGCCAUGUUCUGAACAUUCUGGUGCCCGUCCUCUUCUUCCUCAACGAGGCUCGCUCUGACCCGGCCGCCGUGGGCCUUGUCCACACGGGAGUUUUCAUCCUGCUCCUGCUAAGCGGAGAGAGGAACUUUGGCGUGCGCCUCAACAAACCUUUAACGCUGCGUGUCCCCAUGGAUGUCCCAGUCUUCAGCGGGACGCACGCCGACCUGCUGCUGGUGAUUGUCCACAGGGUCAUGACCGGUGGACAUCGACGACUGCAGCCGCUUUUUGACUCUCUGCUCACCGUCAUCGUGAAUGUUUCUCCGUAUCUGAAGAGUUUGUCCAUGGUUUCGGCCAACAAGCUUCUGCACCUUCUGGAGAUUUUCUCCCGGCCGUGCUUCCUGUUCUCGGCCCCCCGCAACCACCAGCUGGUCUUCUUCCUGCUGGAGGCUUUCAACAACAUCGUCCAGUAUCAGUUUGACGGUAACAGCAACCUGGUCUACUCCCUGAUCCGGAGAAGGAACCUGUUCCAUCAGUUGGCCAACCUGCAGGCCGAUUCAGCAUCCAUUCAAAAGGCACUUUUGCACAAGAAGAAGAAAAAGAGGAUGGAUGGUGCCGAAUCCCCGGAGGGUGAGCCGACUCGGACCAGCCCUUCUUUGGGGAUCCGCGACUUCGAGAAAACUCAAAUGGAUCAGGACGUUUCGGACCGCUCGGGGGCUUCCGCCGACAGCAGUGCCGUGGGCGGGGCCAGUGACACAGAGUCCAACUCGGAGCGGGACCGCAAGAACACUCAGACAGAGAGCGAAGCCGGCACUCAACUUCCAGUCGACUCGUCAGCACCUUGGACCGCCACGCCUGACUGGGUGCUGUCUUGGAAGUCCAAACUUCCCCUGCAGACCAUCAUGCGACUUCUUCAAGUUCUCGUCCCUCAAGUGGAAAAAAUCUGUAUUGACAAGGGUCUGACGGACGAACGGGAAAUUCUGAAGUUCCUCCAGCACGGCACUUUGGUGGGUCUCCUGCCGGUGCCUCAUCCCAUCCUGAUCCGCAAGUCCCAAGCCAGCGCCGCCACGAACUCAUGGUUCCGCACGUACGCGUGGGGUGUGGUCUACUUGCGCAACCUGGAUCCGCCCAUCUGGUACGACACGGACAUUCGACUCUUUGAGAUCCAGAGGAUUUAAAGCGGUUUCCGGGAGGAUGACAUGUUCAUUCUUGACUGCAUGCAGCAAUUUUCUCUUUCAAUAAAAUAAAUAGCAAAAUG